CGUUUGAAUCACAUCUUUUAAGAACAAUCUGAAUAUUAAAUUAUAUCGUUUCCAUUGUAGAGGAAGCUCUACUUGACUUCGCAGGGAAAUAGCACAACCAGAGUGACUAUCGCCCCCCCUCCUCAACGCCACUACCCCUACUUAAAAUAGCACGCCCACUCCUGCGCUGUCUGUCCGGGUGAGUGCACCAGAGGCUGCGGCGCCGAGUCUCGUCACGCCGGUCGUCUGUGGACGUUGCCCGGCUGGCAGACCGGCCAUGGCGGCGGCCACGCAGCAGAAGGAUUGUAGACCGAUCCGGAGGGUCCGUUCCAAGAGUGACACACCUUACAUUAAUGAAGCAAGGCUCUCUUUGCACCUGGAAACAGCUGAAGGAUUUGAAAAACUGGCAGCAAUGCGCUCCGAUUCACUGGUACCUGGGACACACACACCUCCAAUUAGGCGACGGAGUAAAUUUGCUUCUCUGGGGCGUCUUUUUAAACCCUGGAAAUGGAGAAAGAAGAAGAGUGAAAAGUUCAAGCAGACUUCUGCUGUGCUGGAGAGAAAAAUGUCUACACGGCAGAGCAGAGAGGAUCUUAUCAAGAAAGGAGUGCUGAAGGAAGUUUAUGAGAGAGACCUUUCAUCUUCAUCUAUAGGGGAGGAGGAGAAGCUAGAAAAUGGCUGCUCUCCAUUGCACAGGUGCAGCUUGUCGCAAACUGAAGGUACUGAGCUAAUGGAAGGACCGGCUGCAACUGGAGGUUCACUUGAGUUUGAGAACCCUCCUGAUAGUACAAGUCAACAGAACAACACCCAAAAAUUAAACCACACUCCUCCAACAAAAAAGCCUCCAGUGUAUCCAGGGAAUGAUACUGAAUCUACACUGCACAGACCUCCUACAUUACACAAGCAACCUCCUUCACUACCACCCAAGCCCUUCACCAGGAUACCAAAUCACAGUACAGAUGCCACCUCGGUAAAGUUGCCGUGCAUGUCGGUGAAGUUAUCACCUCCUCUACCUCCAAAGAAGCUCAUGAUCUCCGUACCUGCAGGGAGCAUGGAACCCUUGGCACCUUUGCUCACCUUCCAGAAGUGCUCUGCACCUCCCAGCCAUGCAGCUGUGGGUGGGCACUCACUGCAGUACGGAACACUUCCUGUUCCUCUUCACCCAUCCAGCCGAAUCAUUGAGGAACUCAACAAAACCCUCGCCCUAACCAUGCAAAGGUUUGAGAGUUCUAAGAUGCGCACUGUUCCUACACUGAUGAUGGAUUGUGACGGCAAAGAAAAUCUCCCAAACGAAGCUGACUAUGAAGACAUACCUGUAAUCUAUGGGGAUGAUGAUGAAGAAGAAGAGGAAUUUGAGGAGGAAGAGGAACAAGUGGAGGAAGAGGAUGAUGAUGAUGAUGACGAUGAAGCAUUGUUUACAAGCACACUAGCCCUAAAGGUGUUACGGAAGGACUCUUUAGCCAUUAAAAUCAGUAACCGUCCAUCGAAGAGGGAGCUGGAGGAGAAGAACAUUCUGCCACUGCAGUCCAAUCAGGAGAGACUCGAGUCCCGACAGCAAACUGCAACCAAACUCACACGACGAUUGAGUCAACGCCCAACCGCUGAGGAACUGGAACAGAGGAAUAUUCUGAAACCUCGAAAUGAUCUGGAGGAGCAGGAGGAGAAGAGGGAGAUCAAGAGACAUUUAUCCAAAAAACUCAGCCAGAGGCCCACCGUGGAAGAGCUGAGAGAAGCAAAGAUCCUCAUUCGCUUUAGUGACUACGUGGAAGUUGCUGAGGCUCAGGACUAUGACAGGAGAGCAGAUAAGCCCUGGACAAGACUAACAGCUGCUGACAAGGCUGCAAUAAGAAAAGAGUUGAAUGAGUUUAAAAGCACAGAAAUGGAUGUGCACGAGUCAAGUCGUCACCUGACCAGUUCCUGCAUUUGGGUCCUACCUCUCGUUCAGAUGGGACGUGACAGAACGAACUGGCCCUCACAGGACCCAGCAGGAAAGACCCGGCGUCGCCGGGACCGACGCAAGGUAGACCGUCUGCCGGAGGACCAAGCCUGUCCAAUCCGGGUUUCAUCGGCCAUAAAGGAAGCCCAAGUUGAUAUUCCCGCACAGACUACCAGUGGUCAGAAAGGUGUCUGCUGCUCUUCUUCUGUGAUCACUUCCAACUGACCACAUACCUGGCAUCUCUUUCUCUUCUCUACUUAGAUUUGAAAAUGAUUUUUCUAUCAACAAACUUGACAUUUUUGUCAAGUCAAAUGUCUGUCAAUUUUGAUGAAUUUAAGGAAGACUGGUCUUUAAAACUACAACUACUACGCAUUUGGACAUUCUAAUGCAGUCUCAGACUUCUUUGACAUUUUUUAUUUCUAUUGAAUAACGGAUCUAUGUAUAUCCAUUAAUGUCUGGUAUUUUUCAGGUUACACGGCACUUUGCAGGCAGCAACAAUUCUAUUCUGUUAAAAUUGCACUAUGUCGAGAAUUGUGACAGGGUACAUUGAUCAUGUUCUAUAUUCAAGCAGAAUGAAAUGUUAUGUGCAAUUGACAAAGAAAGUUACACACUAAGACAUCAAUGGACUUAAGUGAUCUUUAAUACUGUAUAAAAUUGGGGGUGGGCGGGGACGUCUAUAUCUGUAUUUGUGGGAACAUUUUCAUAGCUUCCAGGUGAGUUCAACGCUCACCCAACGCUCUUCUCGCAAAAUCGAAUGUCUUCAAAUUCAUCAAUCAACUGCUCAAUAGUCUUAGAUUCAUCUUUGUUUAUGACAGGGGUGCCCAGACUUUAUUACCUCAAGAUCUACUUUUCUAGCAGCCAGCCUCUUGCAAGCCGACGACGGUGCUGGUGGGGGGGGGGGGGGGGUGCUCCCAAACCGUUUUAAGGUUAAUGUUAUAUUGCCUCCUAUAUUUAAAAUACAGAAUUAGCUUUUUGUGCACUGUAUUGUCUGUGCUUUCAUCCUGGAUCAGGCUGUGCCAAGAUGGAAUUUUAAAAUUACAAACCAUCUCAUCCUGCACUUUCUACUUUGGCUUCAGAC
Molecule: messenger RNA, 2993 nt
Organism: Syngnathoides biaculeatus (alligator pipefish)
Lineage: Eukaryota; Metazoa; Chordata; Actinopteri; Syngnathiformes; Syngnathidae
Gene: phactr1
Product: phosphatase and actin regulator 1
Exons: 14
Coding region: 257-2140 (627 amino acids)
Biological process (GO): cell motility; stress fiber assembly
Molecular function (GO): actin binding
Source: RefSeq, a predicted model, not a curated record